AUGGACAUCACACAGAGAUUCGUGUCCGUAGCACACCCUCAAGCCAAUGGACAGGUAGAGCUGGCAAACCGCACUAUAUGUAAGGGGAUCAAGAAGCGACUUGAACGAAGCAAUGGGCGAUGGGUCGAGGAGCUGGACACGGUAUUAUGGGCAAUCAGAACCAGCCCGAAGACUACUACCAGUGAGGCCCCCUUUACUUCGGUAUAUGGGUCAAAUGCUGUGAAAUCUGCUGAGGUCAGGUUGGAAUCUCACCGUGUGGCUACUUAUGAUACCACAAAGAACGAGGAAUUGCGUCGUCUUAAUCUGGAUUUGGUCGAGAUAUAG
Molecule: messenger RNA, 324 nt
Organism: Salvia miltiorrhiza (redroot sage)
Lineage: Eukaryota; Viridiplantae; Streptophyta; Magnoliopsida; Lamiales; Lamiaceae
Exons: 1
Coding region: 1-324 (107 amino acids)
Molecular function (GO): nucleic acid binding
Source: RefSeq, a predicted model, not a curated record